AUGGCCAGUGCCCACCUCGAAGAGGUUCACAUUUUCAAACAAGGACUUCAUCAACGACAUAUUCAGAUGAUUGCCGUAGCAGGGACAAUUGGCACUGGUCUUUUUCUCAGUUCUGGUCAGGCAUUUGCAGCGGCCGGAUCUUUGGGGGCUUUCAUGGCCUAUUCUAUCGUUGGUCUUAGCGUUUCCAGCGUCAUUUUCGCUGUGGAAAACCCUAAAGAAAUGGGUGCGCUCGUUCCACUCAAUGGGGGUGCGAUCCGACAUGCAGAACUAUUUUGCGACCCAGAUUUGGCGUUUGCUAAUGGCUGGAAUCAAAUCUAUUCAUACCUGGUAUCCAUCCCAGCUGAGCUUGUCGCCACUGCAGUCAUUGUGGAGUUCUGGACAACGGUGAACAAUGCUAUUUAG
This is a messenger RNA of Penicillium waksmanii, 402 nucleotides long. RefSeq lists its product as uncharacterized. Gene Ontology annotation, molecular function: amino acid transmembrane transporter activity. Gene Ontology annotation, cellular component: membrane. The transcript has a single exon. Lineage: Eukaryota; Fungi; Ascomycota; Eurotiomycetes; Eurotiales; Aspergillaceae. Gene Ontology annotation, biological process: amino acid transmembrane transport. Bases 1 to 402 code for a protein of 133 amino acids. The record is from RefSeq and is a predicted model, not a curated record.